Messenger RNA from Naegleria lovaniensis, 747 nucleotides. RefSeq lists its product as uncharacterized. The transcript has a single exon. The record is from RefSeq and is a predicted model, not a curated record. NCBI's taxonomy places the organism in Eukaryota, Heterolobosea, Eutetramitea, Acrasida, Naegleriidae. The coding region runs from base 1 to 747 and encodes 248 amino acids.
AUGGUCAUUCAAGUCUAUCGAUAUAUUGUCUCUGCAAAAACAAAUCCUUCUCUCAAUGCAGUUGGAUGGAGAUGUCGAUUACAACUCGAAGAAAAAGAUCUCGGCUAUGAAAAUGUGCUCAUCAUUGAUGAAGCCUCUUCACGAAAUACAUUUGUCAAUUCUGAUCACUUCAAUCAACACAUUAUGGAACCCACAAUUAAUCCAAAAAAAGAAUUACCUGUUUUGGAAGAUGGAGGAGCCAUCAUUAUUGAAGAAGGAGCUAUUAUGCAAUAUCUGGAAAGUAACUAUUCCGAUUCAUCAAGUACUUUAUUACCAGAUUUUGAGAAUGAUCGUAACAAGUAUGCCGAAGUCAUGUCUCUCUAUCAUGAAGCAUUGAAUGCUUACAAUUUCUCUAAAGAUAUUCUUGACGCUCUGAUUAAAGAUGAUUCAGUCAUGAUAAAAUCAAAAGAGUUCAAAGUUCGUGUGCAAUAUUGGAAGAAAAAGAUGAGAGACGAAUUGAAACAUUGGAAUGAGUAUUUGAGUCAAAAAGAAUAUUUAUGGCCUCUUAUCAAUGGAAAGAGAUUGAGUUUGGCAGAUUGUGCCUUUUAUCCAUUGUUAGCAAUUUUAAUUCGAUUUGGAUUUGAUUUGAAGGGAUUUGAUAAUUUGCAAAAUUAUUUUCAACGUGUGACAAAGAGAGAGAGUGUCAACAAGACAAGACCAUCCAAAUGGGAUAGUGAAUUGAUUGAACCAUGGUUGUCUGUCUUGUAA